UCAUUCAAAAAAGAGAAAAUCAAAGAAAUAAAAGGAAACGGGAAAUAUUCGCACGCACAAUCUCGCAUAACUCCACCGCGCAGAUCCACGCGCCGCCGUAAUGGCAGAUUCUCAGCCAGAGAAACAACCCGAGACACCGCAACCAACGUGCACCCCGACCUCCGGCACCUAUCUCCACCCGCGCCGAGAGCCCUUCGAGUACGGGCUCCUUCCCAUCCCCAAGCUCAUAUUCACCGACGGUAUACAGACCCUAUCCCAUUCAAGCCGGAGACCCUGGCUGAAGUCCUUCAUAUCCCGGUCGAGCAUUCGCGUCUAUUGGUCGAGACCCUGGCUUCCGUUCUGCAUGACGACUCUGAUCCCGCGGUGAAGGCCAGGACUCAGGAGGAGAUCGACGAAGUUGGGAGCUACAAGAGGUUACUGCCGAAAGGGCACAAGGAUUCAGCUGCCGUCGCUGAUGUUUGGCCGUCUACUUCGGCGUUUGAUGGGUUUUUAUCUGUGCUUUCGCCGUUACAGCUGGUGCGCAGUAACAGUCGUCGAUUGAUGCCAUCUCAAGCUGACGAAGAGGCUCAUCAGCUCUCUUAUCUGCAGAAACACCUAAGCAAUAUUCUUUCCGUCUUGGCAGAUGUUGCAGAAGGGGAAGGCGAUGAAGCUAUGGUUCUAUCCAUGGAGAAAUUUGAACAUCUUGGAUUUCUGAUGUAUUUCGGGGAUAAGGGCUCUGAGAGAAUCCUCGUGAGCCAGAAUACUCCAUUCUUUGCAAAUUCAGAUCCAGACAUGCCGGCUGCCCCAGUUCCUGCAUCACAAGAUCUUGAUUGGCUUCUCCAAAACAUAUCCUUUACCCUCGAACAUAUUGCUGAUAGGGCUUCUUCGAAAGAAAAUAGCCCCGGCAAUUCUUCAGAUCAAGAUGUCGCAAUGGCUGAUAUUGGCACCAUGAAGCCCUUAAGCAACCUAAGAGGUCCAAGUUUGAUUGAGGCUAUCUCCAAAUCAUCGUAUGUAAAGCAAGCAAGUGAUCUUAAGGCUACAUCUAUAAAGGCUGUUAGAGUCAAGCAUUGCGAACGUGUUCAUCUCAUUACUGCAGCCAAACGUAUCUGCAUCGCUAACUGCCGUGAAUGCUUAUUCUUCUUGGGGGUUAACCAGCCACCGCUUCUUGUUGGUGAUAAUCAUAAACUGCAGGUGGCACCUUAUAACACAUUCUACUCACAACUGGAGAACCACUUGACUCAAGUUGGGAUUGACCCUAACAUCAACAAGUGGGACCAACCCGUGGUGCUUGGAGUUGUCGAUCCACACGAUUCAUUAUCUCAUCCUGCUGGUGUCUCGGAUGUUCAAGCUGAAUCUGCCACACGCUUAGAGCCAAAUCAAUAUACCAAUUUUGUGGCAACCCGAUGGCCUGCUUGUUUUGGUGAUGGAAUAUCACAUAUGGAGUGUAUCCCAAGCUGGUUGGGAAGUGAAGAAGGUGGUGGAACGAAGGAUAACCCCUUCCCUUUACCUGGCCCGUAUCUUGCAGCACAGAAGAAAAAUCAUGAAAAUCUGGAAGAGGUUAAGCAACUUUUGAGGGAAACUCAACUUGAAGAAAGCCGGAAACGGGAACUGUCAAGUGAUAUCCACACGUGUUUUAAAGAUUGGUUAUAUGGUAAUGCUGGUUGCUUUAGGAAAGUUUCUCCUUCACAUGACAUGAUAUAUGAAGUUAAUUAUACAGCAUAUCAGUGUUUGUCUCUUAUAUGGAGAUAUAGUAUUUGGUAUGUUUCCAGCUCUUAUACGACUUUGGAGAUUGAUAUGCAUCAGGAAACAUCCGGCAGCUAUACUGCUUACAGGGAGAAUAACAGUAAGUGCAUAUACUGCAAGCAGAGUCAAAACUCGGAGAUUGGAGUUGUUUACUCAGCAUUUUUCCUUUAA
Messenger RNA from Striga asiatica, 1893 nucleotides. The record is from the annotation of a GenBank genome assembly. Lineage: Eukaryota; Viridiplantae; Streptophyta; Magnoliopsida; Lamiales; Orobanchaceae.